AUGGGAACUUCGAGUGCAAAUGACAUGGACGUGGUCGUGGACGUGGACGUGGACGUGGACAUGGACAUGGACAUGUACGUGGACAUGGACGUAGACGUGGACAUGGACGUGGACGUGGACAUGGACGUGGACAUGGACGUAGACGUGGACCUGGACGUGGACGUGGACGUGGACGUGGACGUGGACGUGGACGUGGUCGUGGACGUGGACGUGGACGUGGACGGGGACAUGGACAUGGACGGGGACGUGGACGUGGACGUGGACGUGGACGUGGACGCGGACGUGGACGCGGACCUGGACGUGGACGUGGACGUGGACGUGGACGUGGACCUGGACGCGGACAUGGACGUGGACAUGGACGUAGACGUGGACGUGGACGUGGACGCGGACGUGGAUGUGGACGUGGUCGUGGACGCGGACGUGGACAUGGACGACUUGGACGUGGACAUGGACGUGGACGUGGACGUGGACAUGGACGUGGACGUGGACAUGGACGUGGACGUGGACGUGGACAUGGACGUGGACGUGGACAUGGACGUGGACGUGGACGUCGACGUGGACACGGACGUGGACGUGGACGUGGACAUGGAAGUGGACGUGGACGUGGACGUGGAGGUGGACGUGGACGUGGAGGUGGACGUGGACGUGGACGUGGACGUGGACGUGGACGUGGACGUGGUCGUGGACGUGGACGUGGACAUGGACGUGGUCGUGGACGUGGACAUGGACGUGGACGUGGACGUGGACAUGGACGUGGACGUGGACAUGGUCGUGGACGUGGACGUGGACGUGGACGUGGACGUGGACGUGGCGAUGGACGUGGACGUGGUCGGGGGCGGGGACGUGAACGUAGACGUGGACGUGGACAAGGACGUGGACAUGGACGUGGACGUGGACGUGGACGUGGACAUAGACAUGGAGGUGGACGUGACGUGGACGUGGACGUGGACGUGGACGUGGACGUGA
Closterium sp. NIES-65 is the source of this 966-nucleotide messenger RNA. The record is from the annotation of a GenBank genome assembly. Lineage: Eukaryota; Viridiplantae; Streptophyta; Zygnematophyceae; Desmidiales; Closteriaceae.